AUGGUGUUGGAUCUUCCAAGGGAUUUGUCGGAGGAGGUGAUGGUGUUAGAUCUUCCAAGGGAUUUGUCGGAGGAGGUGCGGUCUCGAAUUCCUUUGACAAGCGUGAGAAAAGUCAGAUCUACUUGCAAAAAGUGGAACACUUUGUCCAAACACAGCUUCGUUGCAAAGAAGAAGGUGGUGUUGGAUCUUCCAAGGGAUUUGUCGGAGGAGGUGCUGUCUCGAAUUCCUUUGACAAGCGUGAGAAGAGUCACAUCUAUUUGCAAAAAGUGGAACACUUUGUCCAAAAACAGCUUCGUUGCAAAGAAGCAUCUCAGUCGAGAGGCAGAAAAAGCCAAGGAGGAGUUUAUGGUGGUGGUGAUGAUGGAUUACAGCGUUUAUUUGAUGGGAGUCAAUCUCUCCAACAAGGACGUUGAAUCGUGUAGUUUAAAGCUCCAAGGUAAACUGAUUUUUCCCCACGAUUCAGAUUCAGAUCAAAUCGAUGUAUGCAAAGUGUAUCAUUGCGACGGUUUAUUGCUAUGCGUGUCGAAAGACCACACAAGGCUGGUGGUUUGGAACCCGUAUUGCGGGAAACCCCUGUGGAUCGAGGCCCCGCAUAGAGUUGAAGGAUAUACCGGUUAUUUGUAUGCCAUGGGAUACGACAAGAGCAGCAAUUCCCACAAAAUCUUAAGAUUUAGGGAUUAUGGCCCGGUUUCCGAUGAUUUCUCAAUCUACGACUUAGGCUCUGAUUCCAUGAAUUCAUGGAGGGAUCUUGAUAUCACUCCUCCAGGCUGGAGGGUAGAAUACAUGCAUUCCGGGGUGUCUGUCAACGGAAAUGCCUACUGGCUUGCUACAGAGGACGAUAGAGAUUUAGACGAAGCCGAGGAUGAAAAAACUUUCCUACUCUCUUUUGAUUUCACGAGAGAGACGUUUGGGCCGAUGUUGCCUCUGCCGUUCCAGCAUUUCCCUCGGGAUACUGUGAGUCUGUCUCCUGUCAGAGGAGGGAAGCUUGCGGCUUUGUUUCAGCCGUGGGAUACUUUACAGGUGGAGAUCUGGGUCACGAGCAAGAUUGAGCCCGACGCCGUGUCUUGGGAAAGCGAGGUGUUCUUGUCAGUGAGUCUGAAACAAUCCAUUUACCCCAUGUUUCAGUUUAUGGUUACAGGUGGUAGUUUCUUCAUUGACGAGGACAAGAAAGUCGCCUUGGUUUUUGAUGAAGAUUACUAUCACAGGCCUGUUAGCAACCUAGCUUUCAUCAUUGGAGUGGAUGGAUCCGUCAAGGAAGUUGAUCUUGGAGAGACUGCUCACAAAAAUUUGCCUCCACUCGCCUGCUCUUAUCUUCCAAGUUUAAUCCAACCUAAUUAG
This is a messenger RNA of Microthlaspi erraticum, 1338 nucleotides long. The record is from the annotation of a GenBank genome assembly. NCBI's taxonomy places the organism in Eukaryota, Viridiplantae, Streptophyta, Magnoliopsida, Brassicales, Brassicaceae.